Alligator sinensis (Chinese alligator) is the source of this 2832-nucleotide messenger RNA. RefSeq names its product matrix metallopeptidase 9 (gene MMP9). Gene Ontology annotation, cellular component: extracellular matrix. Bases 230 to 2284 code for a protein of 684 amino acids. Lineage: Eukaryota; Metazoa; Chordata; Crocodylia; Alligatoridae. The transcript has 12 exons. Gene Ontology annotation, biological process: collagen catabolic process; extracellular matrix organization; proteolysis. Gene Ontology annotation, molecular function: metalloendopeptidase activity; zinc ion binding. The record is from RefSeq and is a predicted model, not a curated record.
GCGGGCUCCAGAUUUAGUAAACAAGGUUUUGAAACAGCUGAGGUGCCGCCGCGACGGCCUGUGCCGUUUCGCCACCAGGGAGUGAGUAGCCGGCACAGCUGAGCGUGACUCACCCCCGCCCGUGCUAUAAGUAGGAGCCGGCAGCGCCGAGCCGCACAGAGCCCCAGGGCAGCAGCAUCGGCAGCGCAGAGACCGACCCGACCCGACCCGACUCCACCGCACCCUUGCCAUGGGGCUUGCACUGCUGGCCCCCCUCGCCACGGCUCUCCUGGCCCUCGGCUGCUGGGCUGGACCGCUGCCCGCCAAGCCCCAGGUCACCAUCACCUUCCCCGGGGAGCUGGUCAGCCAGAAGUCGAACAUGGAGCUGGCCAACGAAUACCUGUCCCGCUUCGGCUACCUCUCGGAGACGAAGAAGAGCGGGCGGCAGGAGUCCACCACCAAGGCGCUGCGGGCCAUGCAGAAGAAGCUGGGCCUGGAAGUGACGGGGGAGCUGGACCAGGCCACAAUGGAGGCCAUGCGGGCGCCACGCUGCGGCGUGCCCGAUGUCGGCUCCUUUCUUACCUUCGAGGGGAAUCUCAAGUGGGACCACACCGACCUCACAUACCGGGUGACGAACUAUUCCCCGGACCUGGACGCCUCGGUGAUCAACGAUGCCUUCAAGCGUGCCUUCAAGGUGUGGAGCGCCGUGACCCCGCUGACCUUCACCCAAGUCUACAGUGGCGAGGCCGACAUCAUGAUCAUGUUCGGCUCCCAGGAGCAUGGCGACGGGUAUCCCUUUGACGGGAAGGACGGGCUCCUGGCCCAUGCCUUCCCCCCGGGCCAGGGCAUCCAGGGAGACGCCCACUUCGACGACGACGAGUUCUGGACGCUGGGAGCGGGGCUAGUGGUGAACACCAGCUUCGGGAACGCCAACGGGGCCGCCUGCCACUUCCCCUUCGUCUUCGAGGGGAAGUCGUACUCGCACUGCACGGCGGAGGGGCGCGCCGACGGGCUGCCCUGGUGUUCCACCACCCCCAGCUUCGACCAAGACAAGCUCUACGGCUUCUGCCCCAGCGAGCUGCUCUACACCUACGGCGGGAACAGCGAUGGGGCCAAGUGUGUCUUCCCCUUCGUCUUCGAUGGCACGUCCUACAACACCUGCACUACGGACGGGCGCUCCGACGGCUACCGCUGGUGUGCUACCACUGCCAACUUCGACCAGGACAAGAAAUACGGCUUCUGCCCCAAUAGAGACACGGCGGUGAUCGGCGGAAACUCCCAGGGGGAACCGUGCGCCUUCCCCUUCACCUUCCUGGGCCAGACGUACAGCUCCUGCACCAGCGAGGGCCGGGAGGACGGGCGGCUCUGGUGCGCCACCACCAGCAACUACGACGUGGACCGCAAGUGGGGCUUGUGCCCAGACAGAGGGUACAGCAUCUUCCUGGUGGCAGCCCACGAGUUCGGGCACUCCCUGGGCCUGGACCACACGAGCGUCCGCGAGGCGCUGAUGUACCCCAUGUACAGCUACAUCGAGGACUUCCAGCUGCACCAGGACGACAUCGAUGGCAUCCAGUUCCUCUAUGGCCGGGGCUCUGGUCCCAAACCCACCCCGCCAGGGCCGGUGCCGCCCACCCAGACGCCGGACGUCCCUGACCAGACCACACUGGCCACGACCACGGAGGACGGUGGCUUCCAGCCCACCGAGCCCAGCCCUGUGGACCCCGGCAGUGACGCCUGCCGCGUGCAGGCCUUCGACGCCAUCACCGAGAUCAAUGGCAUGAUGCACUUCUUCAAGAGCGGGAAAUACUGGAGGACCUCGCUGUCCCUGAAGGGCAAGAUCCAGGGGCCCUUCCCCAUCGCAGAGACUUGGCCGGCCCUGCCCGCCACCCUGGACGCCGCCUUCCAGGACGUGCUCACCAAGAAGAUUUUCUUCUUUGCGGGCCAGCGGUUCUGGGUGUACACGGGCAAGAGCGUGCUGGGCCCCCGUGGGCUGGAGAAGCUGGGCCUGGCACCGGCACCGGCACACCUCACCGGAGCCCUGCAGCGGGGCCGUGGCAAGGUGCUGCUCUUCAGCGGGGAGCGCUUCUGGAGGCUGGACGUGAAGGUGCAGCGGGUGGACCGCGGCUACCCGCGCCAAACUGAGGAAACCUUUGGUGGCGUCCCUAUUGAUGCCCGCAACGUCUUCCUGUACCGAGGCAAGUACCACUUCUGCCAGGACCGCUUCUGCUGGAGGGUGACACCACGCUACCAGGUGGACCGCGUGGGCUACCUGAAGUACGACGUCCUGCACUGCCCUGAGCAGUAGGCCCCCAGCCACCCCUGUCCCUGCCCCUGCCCCUGCCCCUCACCGCGGGGAGGCAGAGGAGCUGGCUCCGGGUCCUUGCCCGUCACCCAGCCCUCGGCGGGGUGGGGAGGCAGGUCCCGGUGCUGCAGGCAGCUGCUCCAUGCGCUCCCCUGGCAGCGCCAGGGUCAUUCAGGCAGCGCCUCCCUGCUGGCGCAGCCCCCGCCCACCUGCUCCAGCCCUGGGAGCCCCCGUGGGCGGGGAGCCGGACUCCAGCCGUUGCCCAGCGCUGGCGGGUCCCGCUGGCGCCCUGCCCUGCUGUGCAGGGUAUUUGCCUGGUGCAAAUUGCACGUAUCCUUGUAAACUAUUGUGCCCACCUGCUCCCGGAGCCGUCCCAGGAAGGCCCGUGCCUGGGACCUGACUGGGACCCGGUGCCCGGCACUGGGCCAGGCCGCAGCCAGCAGCUUCGGUAGGUGCGUGGAGCGGGGGCUCCGUGUCGUGCUCCCGCCUGCUGCCGCCUCUGUCAUUUUUGUAUCUUGCACAGUUUUAAUAAACAGAAUCCUUUGGAAACA